UGAAACUGACGUUUCAAUUUGAACCAGGGAUAAAAGCGAAAAGCCUGAAUUUCAAAUUUAUUCAUUUCUGAAUAAUAAUAUGUGCGUUCUAUUAUCGAAGGAGUACGACAAAUUUCGAUAUUUUCUCUGAAUAGGAGGACCCUAUAUUGAUGUAAUAAAAAUUUAUAUUUUAUUUAUAAAUAACCAUCAAAAUGGUUGACAUGGGAGCUGAGGUUGGUCAAAAAAUGAGGUCAGCGAUCAAAGCGAAAUUAACAGAACUGGACUGCUAUGUUGAUGAUGAGUUACCUGAUUAUAUUAUGGUGAUGGUUGCGAAUAAACGCACCAAAACACAGAUGAAUGAAGAUUUAUCCCUUUUUUUGAAAAAAAAGACUUCCACAUUUGUUGACUGGCUUCACAUAGUUUUGAAAAAGCUCAAAGAAGUUACUGUCACCAAUUUAGAUGUUUAUAAGAAAGGUGGAAAGAGAAAAUCUAAUGAACUACUUGAGGCCAAAAUAAAUUACAAGAAGAUAAAAAAAGAAACGUUGAAAUCUUCUGAUGAAACCAUUGUUAAAGAAGAACACAAAUUUGAUUUGGAUAAAUCUUUAACAGACGAUCUUCCUCUCAAUGUAAAUGUGAAAUCUAUAUCUGAAAAUAGAAAAAUAGUUCUUAUGACAGAUUCAUCACAGAAUAAUGAUACUAUACCUCCUACAUUAGAAGUUGAACAGCCAAGUUUGAAACAAUUAGAAGAUAUUGAAACUCAAAUAAAAAAUGUCAAAAGUAGGUUGGGUUUUAAAGUGGAUGAAGAUAUUGAAGAAUCUGAAUUGCGCAAGUUAGUUGAGGACAGUCGAAGAAAAUCAACAGUUGAUAAAGUUUUGAGAAACGAGAGGAAAAUUGUUCUUGAUACAUCAAAAACUGAAGAAGCAGCAUCACAAGUCAUUGGGGACAAAGAUGGUAGUGUUAAAGAAUCUAAUUUUAAUAAUGAUGACUCGAAUAUUAGGAAGGAGCAUUCAAAGAUCGUAUUUUCUAAAGAUGACUUCAGAUCAUCUUCUAGGUCGCCUUCUAGAAAAAAAUCUGUUCUAGACAGACUCGGAACGUACGGAGAUGGAUCAAGUAAAUCGGUAAUGAGUAGGCUUGGUAAUUUUCAGUGGAAUGAUGGGAAUAGGGAAACAGACAAAAGAUGUGAAGAUUUGAGGUAUAGAAAUACAAGAAAAUCAAAAGAUGUGAAAGAUCAACAUGUUAGAGAAAAAAACAGAAAAUCAGCUGUAGAAAGAAAUGGUGAAUCUCAGAGUAAGAGUGGAAAAGAUUUACGAAGUCAUUUAUCACGAGGAGGAUCGAGUCUUCCAUUCAAAAAGGACAUGAAGAAAAGGCUAGGCUUGUCCUCCAAAAUAACCAUUCCACAGAUAGACCCGCAACUGCUUGAUGAUACUUUUAAAAAAAGAGAAGUUGUGAGCGUAGUUAAAGUAAAGCCUAGGGUUUUGCCGCCGAAUGUGCAGCAAGCCAACAAAAACCUCUUAUUGAAGGCCGUAGCUGAUGCCCAGAAGAGUAUAGCACAAUCGAAACCUGUUGGGAAAAAUCUGAAGGUCAAUCCAGCCAAAUUGUCAGGCUCCUUCAAUUGUCAUGAACAAACUGCAGUAUCUCCGUGUAAUGUCAAGCAGCGGAAAGUAUCACAAGAGGGUAAAGAAAAACUGAAACAAUUUUUAUCUAGUCAAAGUGAAGAAUCUUCAGACCAAGAGUAUAUACCUAUUCCUAUAAAAAAGCCAACGGCCAAAGUAGAAUAUUUUCCGAGCUCCCUGGAAAAAACGGAGGAAAAUGAUGGAAAUACGGAGAAGAAACACAAAUUCAUUGUUACUUUAGAUGGUAUACAAAAAAGUGACAUGGUUGCUCGAUUAUCUGUUAAAGAUAGACUCAAUAGCAGAAAAACUCCAUCACCCAUAAUUUUUGAUGCUGGCAAAAGUGACACAAAGACUGAAAGAAAAAUACCUGACGAACUUCCAAUAGUUCCCAUGGCCUUUUCUAAAAAAAAAGAAAAGUGUAAAUAUUUUCCAUCGUGUAAACACGGAGAAAAAUGUGAAUUCUUACACCCAGUCAAGAUGUGUGAACAAUUUCCUUUCUGUAAAUUUGGCGACAAGUGUCUUUAUAUUCAUCCCAAUUGUAAAUUUGGAACGUCAUGCACUAAGAGAGAUUGCCCUUAUUCUCAUUCAAAUGGAUUUGGUGUGAAAAAUCCAGCUGCUGCAAUCACUAUCAAGCCACAGGUCAUGAAAGUUCAAAUUUGUAAAUUUUUUCCUCAAUGUAUGAAUAUGAAUUGUAUAUUUUAUCACCCUAAACCAUGUAAAUAUGGUAUUUAUUGUAAGAAUCAAUCAGUAUGUAACUACAUCCAUACAAAUUUUCCAAGUAAAAAUAGUCUUACUUGGAGAUCAAAAUAGAAAACAGAAUCAAUGUAAUAUUAAACAAAGUAUUGGAAUUGUACAGUAAGUGUAUAAAUAGAAGUAAUAAAUGAAGGAUUUUUUUCUUA
This is a messenger RNA of Coccinella septempunctata (seven-spotted ladybird), 2491 nucleotides long. It is a transcript of the gene Nab2, whose product is annotated as zinc finger CCCH domain-containing protein 14. Gene Ontology annotation, biological process: regulation of mRNA stability. The transcript has 7 exons. The record is from RefSeq and is a predicted model, not a curated record. NCBI's taxonomy places the organism in Eukaryota, Metazoa, Arthropoda, Insecta, Coleoptera, Coccinellidae. Gene Ontology annotation, molecular function: poly(A) binding; metal ion binding. Gene Ontology annotation, cellular component: nucleus; cytoplasm. The coding region runs from base 192 to 2402 and encodes 736 amino acids.